Molecule: messenger RNA, 5319 nt
Organism: Anastrepha obliqua
Lineage: Eukaryota; Metazoa; Arthropoda; Insecta; Diptera; Tephritidae
Gene: Lpin
Product: phosphatidate phosphatase LPIN3
Exons: 13
Coding region: 1143-4529 (1128 amino acids)
Biological process (GO): cellular response to insulin stimulus; triglyceride biosynthetic process; positive regulation of transcription by RNA polymerase II
Cellular component (GO): nucleus
Molecular function (GO): transcription coactivator activity; phosphatidate phosphatase activity
Source: RefSeq, a predicted model, not a curated record
AAGUUAAGCGAAAACAUAUGAGCAAAUAAAAAUGAAGAAAAAGUGUGAGACAGCUGGAUAUGUCAAACUGUUUUAGUUGCUUUCAGCAGUUUCAGAUCGAAGUUAUAACAACUCAAGCGAAAGUUUAGCGUUCAAUGGGAACAUUUUCAUAUCUGAAAAAAUUUGGCUGUUUCAUUAUGGAGCUUUAAAUGAGUUCAUUUACGGUGCGUGUAAUGUGAAAAAAAAUCAUUUAAAGAAAACUACUGCUAAAAUAUUCUUAUUGCAAAUAUUCACAGAAAUCAAAUAGUCUGCUAAUAGUAUGACCGAAAAGUUACAAAGUGCUAAUUGUGAAAAGUGUGUAAAAGCAGUAGGUAAUAAAGUGUGAAGAAACGUCACACUAUUGUAUCGAACAAGACCUGUCACUCAGACGAGCUGAUCCAAUCCAGACUCCCCAGCUGGAUUUGUGUGCAUCCCAAUAUUGACAUACAUACAUACGAGUAUAUACAUACAUAUGUGCCAGCAUACAUAGUUGCUUUCAUAUGUACAUACAUGUACCGUUCGUUCAUCAUAUUCUACAAAGAGAGGUGCACGGAAAAUCCGCUAAUCGUUUGCAAACCGGCAGACAUUCGCGCUACUUGCGUUUUACAUACACCCAUACACAAGGACGGUGCAUAUUGUAAGCGGAAAGUGUAUGCAUUUUUGUGUUAAAAUCGAACACAGUGAACAUCGAGAAUUUUAUAAUAAACAAAGCAAAAAAAUUUAAAAUCGCGGUGGUUCGAUCUAACCAAAAGGCCUACACUAACCCUUUUCCAAUUGGAUUAUAAUCAACUUAGAGUUUCAGCUUGAUAUUUCCGAUUUGACCUGCGAUAAGCCUAACGGCCAACUACAAAGGCAACCUGGCACUAAAAACAUGGCUGAGAAAUAAUUAUAUUGAAACACAAUCGUUCGUGUGUUUAAGUACUAAACGGAAUCUAAUAAAUAACUGGUGAUAAAAAAUUUGCCAUUCAGUGUACGUCAGAGCAGAAGCAACAUCGAAGCCAGCCCCACCGCCAACUUUCAGUGCGCGAAGACGCUUUCAAGAAAGAAGUCGACUAGAAAAAAUUUCGACUAAUUAAAAUACUAACUACUAAUAAAUUUUAAACUAAACAAACAAAACAGCCAACAUGAAUAGUCUUGUAAAGGUUUUCAGUAACUUUAGGGAGUUUUACAACGAAAUCAAUGGUGCUACCCUCACCGGCGCCAUCGAUGUGAUCGUUGUGGAACAGCCAGAUGGUGAAUUCCAAUGUUCACCAUUUCAUGUGCGUUUCGGGAAAUUGGGUGUAUUGCGCAGUCGUGAAAAAGUGGUUGAUAUUGAAAUAAAUGGCGAACCAGUUGAUAUCCACAUGAAAUUAGGCGACUCUGGUGAGGCAUUUUUUGUAGAGGAAUGCCUCGAAGAGGAUGGUGAGGAGUUGCCGGAGAACAUGGCCACAUCGCCUAUACCAAGUAGCUAUUUUCCCAGCAAAUACGGCAAUGAUGCAUUAGAGGAUGACAUCCUUGAAGGCACAACCAAAAUUGCUAGAGAUGAUAUUCAACUGCCGCUACCAUUGCCGCGUCGUAAUUCCAUUGACUUCUCAAAAGAGACCGAAAAGGAAGAUCAAGUGCCGAAAUUUGAGAAUCAAGUCUCAGAUUUUAGUCACAGAAGACAUACAGACAAUUUACUGGAGCGCCGUAAUCUUACCGAAAAACUGCAGGAGUACACCACUCAAAAGUUGCGAAAGGAGUGGGCCGAGCAUGAAGAGAUUUUUCAGUUUGAGGCCGUUGAAAGAGAGAAGGAAUGGAUUAACAGCAUUCCAGCCGAGGGCAAAACGCAACAAAAAUCCACUACAACUGUAGCACCAACCCCAGCCAUUGCAAUACAGCCGCCCCCCAAAGAAGAGCCUGCCUCGAAAGAGAAUAAUACGCAGUCAGCUACCUCACUGUCUGCUCAUGUCGCUCCUGCCACUACGGAGAGCGUCUCCAAUAAUGCUAGCCCAAAGGACGAGUCCAAAGGUGGCAAGAAGAAGCGUCGCAAGAAGUCACAAAUGAAGAAAAAGAAUGCGCAGCGUAAAUCAUCGUCGAGCAGUUCGAUUGGUAGCACAACACCAGGAGAGGGUGCUAAUGGAAAUAACACGAAUGUCGAUGAGGGUGACGGCAUCUCCAUUUCCAACAAUACCAAUUCAUCGUCGAAUGAAGAAGUUGCCACCGCGAAGUCAAACAAUGAUCAGCAGUCGGCACCUUUGGCUUCCGCCACAGCUGGUGAUGAGAGUCCCAUCAGCGAAACGUGCCAAACAUCACCAAUUACGCCUAGUACACGCAUACCAGAUCUAGAUAUACAUUUCUUCAGUGACACCGAAGUCACGCCAUCUGGUGGGGCGAGCGGUUGUGUUGGGCGCGGAUCUGGCCGCCCCUCCACCCCUAUACAGAGUGAUAGCGAAUUGGAGAUAUCUUUGCGUGAAAAGGAUGUUGAUACCGAGUUGAUGACCAAUUCAGCUUCAUGGAAAUGGGGUCAAUUGCCCACAACCGAAGCGAGUGACAAGGGUGACGUGGGUGGUGAUCAAUCGGUGCAGUCACAGGCGCAACGCAACUCCAUGCUAAGUGGCAUGUUCAAUUUCAUGAAGAAGACAAAUAAGAUGCGCAAGCAAGCAACAGAUGGUGGUGUGUAUUUGUCGGAUUUGGAUGCGGAGGGCAUGGAUCCGGAAAUGGCAGCAUUGUAUUUCCCACAACCUCUGCUGACGAAACCCACAAGUAAUACAACAACUGGCAGCGGAACCGCGGCCAACACGCUACUCCACUCUGGCGAUGAUGAUCGCGAAAGUGGCAACGGCACGAGUUUGCCGCAUUCGCCCAGUUCAAUGGAAGGGCAAAAAAGUGUCGACUCAGACUAUGAGGAUGGCAAACCACAGGACCCAAAGUACCUGGACUUUGUGGCGAUGUCUUUGUGUGGCGUAAGCGAUAAGGGCGAGCCAUCGGAUGAGGAGUUCGAUCAACACCUGAUAAAAUAUUCCGAUGUUUGCGAAAAUCCCAGUUUGUUCUCAUCGCCAAACCUAGUUGUACGCCUGAAUGGCAAAUACUACACCUGGGCGGCUGCAUGUCCAAUUGUCAUGACCAUAAUAACAUUCCAGAAACCACUGACUAACGACGCUGUUGAGCAGCUGAUGGCCAAUGCCAAACAAGAUGGCGUGGCGCACAAGAAUGAGCCAGACGGUGCUACGGCUGGCGUUAGUGCCCAAUCGAAACGUUCCUGGUGGAAUUGGAGGCGCUCUCAGGUUGGCGCUACUGCUAGUUCUACGAAAAUUUCCAAAUCGGAGGACAAGAUUGACGAGCGAGAUUCCGACCAAGCAGCUGUGGCCACACAAACUACACGUCCCAACUCGCCAGACAUUAGUGAGAACACGCUUAGCAAGACGGACUCGACACUCAAUGCUGAAAACACUUCGGCGCAAGUUGAAAAUCUAGAGGACUUGUCACAAGCAUCAUCGAAAGGUGACCCAAGCAGCAGCAAUAGCAACAAAAAUGAACGUUACAAGAAGAGUUUGCGUCUAAGUUCCGAAGCAAUUAAACAAUUGAACUUGAAAGACGGCAUGAACGAAAUUGAGUUCAGCGUCACAACCGCCUACCAAGGUACAACACGCUGCAAAUGCUACCUAUUCCGCUGGAAUCACAACGACAAGGUCGUCAUUUCCGACAUUGACGGCACCAUUACCAAAUCUGACGUGCUCGGUCACAUUUUGCCUAUGGUUGGCAAAGACUGGGCUCAAUUGGGCGUGGCACAAUUGUUCUCGAAAAUCGAACAAAACGGCUAUAAGCUUUUGUACUUGUCAGCACGUGCCAUCGGACAAUCGCGUGCUACACGUGAAUAUUUACGUUCCAUACGUCAAGGUGAUGUCAAGUUGCCUGAUGGGCCUUUACUACUUAAUCCAACAUCGUUAAUUUCGGCAUUCCAUCGUGAGGUGAUCGAACGAAAGCCUGAGCAAUUCAAAAUCGCUUGCCUAUCCGACAUACGGGAACUGUUCCCCAAAAAGGAUCCAUUCUAUGCUGGCUACGGCAAUCGCAUCAAUGAUGUAUGGGCCUAUCGUGCCGUGGGUAUACCAAUUAUGCGUAUUUUCACCAUCAACACCAAAGGCGAGCUGAAGCACGAACUCACACAAACAUUCCAGUCAUCCGGUUACAUCAACCAGUCGCUCGAAGUCGACGAAUACUUCCCAACGUUGGAUCUCAAUGUCUUCGAGUAUCGCACCGACACUUUUGACGACGAUGAAGAAGACGAAUUGCAAUUCAGCGAAACGGAUGAUGGCAUAGAGGAUGUAAGCGUCAGUGACGGAGGCAUAGACGUCGAUGCAGACAAUGAUGACGUUUAUCUCGAUGACUACGCAAGCGAAAAUGUUGAUGUUGCAGUUGCAGUUGCUGAAGAAGAGCGUGGUCUGAUAAUGCUGCUGGAUGGCAACAAAGUAACUGCAACCGAUAGAAGGUUUGUAGAGACGCGUAAUACCAUAAUCACCACUAGCCACACGGCGCUUGGGGCUAACAACUGAGCACGGCACGGCGGAAAACAUUUGCUUCUCGGCUCCCGUGGGGCUACUGAGGAGUCUUCCAUUGUGAAUAUAGCGACCUGAGGGAAUUUUACAAAGUAUUCUGAAUGUUAGUUGUUAAUGUUGGCUAAUUUUUUACAUACACAUACACAUAUGUACAUAUAUAAGUAGAGAUGCCUUAGUGCGCGUUUAUGGUGGAGUUAAGCAUAAAAUGAUCAAACGAAAUUGAUUGUGAUAAUUGUGAUUAAGUUUUGAAUAUAGUUGUGAGACGUCUGAUAUUCGUCGGUUAUUUUAUCUAGAUAAGGUAUACCCAUUUGCAUACACUCGUACACUCACAAUAACAAUAUACACAAAAGCUUUCACAGCGCAUACGUUUAUUUAACACAAAUAUAAAAUCUUAUAAAUUACUUAUAAGGCUAGUCAGUGUAUGAAAUUUAAAGAGUCCUUUGAAAGGCUUUGUUAUAUAGGCUUAAGCAAAUGUAAAUGUAUUUGUAGGCGUUACAGUAUGUACCUUAACUAUGUGCAUAUGUAUGCAAGUUCUAAAUACAAAUACUAAAAAUAUUGUUUAAUGAAUUUGAAUUCAAUUCAACACUUUUUGCUAACUAACUUAGCGUUGGGUUUUGUAAGAAAAUAUGUCGAUAUUACUGCACAUCACGAUGAUGUUUUUAGAUUUAAUCCGCAAGCUGGACUGGGAUUGUUUUUUGUUAUAUUGUUUUUUAUUUCAUUUUAUUGCAAAUUUUAAUGCGAAUACAAAUAAUAUUUUAUGAAUUUUGUUGUGCACUGUUAUUAUUUA